ACACAUACACAUGAAACACUUACUUACACACACUUCACACAGACGCCACAUGGACAGAUACACUCUCAGGCAUUCUCACUUCAGAGCGAAAUCUGCACUUCUGGUUCAAACAGAGGGCUGCAUUCAGCUUUUUGACAGCUUCCACAUCCAUUUUGACCUUUUUUAGCAGUGUUUUCUUCAAGUUUAUUUGGCACUUGGGGCAGAAAGACACUUUGGUACUGCUGGGAGAUUUUUGGACUAGUUCUUGCUUGUAUCAUCAGCAUCUUUGAAGUGGUUUGGUUGGCUCGGCAUCAGCAUGCAGGUGUCUUUUGUGUGCACGGACCAUCGAGCCGUCAGCCGGAGCACAGAGGACCGACUGAACCGCCAGAACACCAACAGCCCGAGUUUGGGGACAAAAAGCAAGUUUCGGGCUGUGGCGAUGGUGGCCCGCAGUUUGGGCCAGUUGUCUGUGCAGAACAUGCCCUCCGCUGGAGACCACUGCUUGAAAACUGGCAUGAAAUAUAGGAACCUCGGGAAAUCUGGCUUACGGGUAUCAUGUCUAGGGCUGGGGACUUGGGUAACUUUUGGUGGACAAAUCACUGAUGAGAUUGCUGAGCAGCUGAUGACGCUGGCGUAUGAGAACGGCAUCAAUCUGUUUGACACCGCUGAGGUGUACGCGGCAGGGAAGGCUGAAAUGGUCCUCGGCAGUAUCAUCAAGAAGAAAGGAUGGAGACGUUCCAGUUUGGUCAUCACCACAAAAAUUUACUGGGGUGGAAAAGCAGAAACAGAGAGAGGCCUAUCUAGAAAACACAUUAUAGAGGGUCUAAGGGCAUCACUGGAGAGACUUCAGUUAGAAUAUGUGGAUGUAGUGUUUGCUAACAGACCUGACCCCAACACGCCAAUGGAAGGAGAUCCAUUUAACACUUCAAAAUCAAGAACAUUCAUCAUAGAAGAGACGGUUCGAGCAAUGACGCAUGUGAUUAACCAGGGUAUGGCUAUGUACUGGGGGACAUCCCGCUGGAGCUCCAUGGAGAUUAUGGAAGCGUAUUCAGUGGCUCGACAGUUCAAUCUGAUCCCUCCUGUCUGUGAGCAGGCCGAAUAUCACAUGUUUCAGAGAGAGAAGGUGGAAGUACAGCUGCCUGAACUCUUCCAUAAGAUAGGUGUGGGUGCCAUGACGUGGUCUCCACUGGCGUGUGGCAUCAUCUCAGGGAAGUAUGACAGCGGUGUGCCUCCUUGUUCCAGAGCCUCCCUCAAGGGCUACCAGUGGAUGAAGGACAAGAUCCUGAGUGAGGAAGGCCGCCGUCAGCAGGCGAAGCUGAAAGAGUUGCAGGCCAUUGCGGAGCGGCUGGGCUGCACACUGCCUCAGCUGGCCAUCGCUUGGUGUCUGAGGAACGAGGGUGUGAGUUGUGUUUUGCUGGGGGCGUCCAGCACCGAUCAGCUCAUGGAGAACAUUGGAGCAAUUCAGGUUCUUCCAAAAUUAUCGUCCUCGAUUAUACAUGAAGUGGACAGUAUCCUAGGCAACAAGCCCUACAGUAAAAAGGACUAUCGGUCCUAAUAGAAAAGUCAAUAAUGGCACUGUGUCAACCUGCUUCUCUCUCUGAGCUUUGACUGAACUAAACAUUGGCACACAGGACCAGCACUGUCACCGGUCCUGCAGGAGACGCCAAACCGCACACUACCUGGAGCCUGAGAAGAGCCUACAGCGCACAGGCAUAGGGAAAGCAUGCUCACGAACAAAUACAGCUCGAACCGGCUGAAUAUGCAGAAUGCCGCUCCAAAAACACCACCAAAAAAAACCCAUCAAACUCGCUGUCUCUGAUCCUUCCUCCCCUUGUAGAACACACUGAGAAGUGCAGUAUUAGGGAAUACUAGAAAUGCAUGAGAUCCACUGGCCAGUGCACAUGCUUUUUAUCUGCGUUCUGGAAGACUAAUAUAUUUGCAAGCUUAAUGGGAAAUAAUAAUGAAAGCGAUGAAGCACUUUAGUUACUGGAUGUAGAAAGUUGAACUAAUCAAGGCUGUUGGAUGUUAUUUAUCUCUAGUUUUAUACGGAAACAUCUCUAAAUCAAUAGCCAAUAUAUUGCUCGUUUACAAGAUCUCAUUUAUAUUGCUAUAGCUGUAUCGUUUAUGGCUGCUUUUUAGUUAUAGAAAGAGGAAGCCAUUGUAAAUUGUAUGUAAUACUGUAAGUAGACAGACGUUAGAUUUGGGUUGGGAGAUUGUAGGAAAUAUUAAAGGGAUAGUUUGUUGAAUAAUGAA
Messenger RNA from Danio rerio (zebrafish), 2232 nucleotides. It is a transcript of the gene kcnab2b, whose product is annotated as potassium voltage-gated channel subfamily A regulatory beta subunit 2b. The record is from RefSeq and is marked validated. Gene Ontology annotation, cellular component: plasma membrane; axon; cytoskeleton. Lineage: Eukaryota; Metazoa; Chordata; Actinopteri; Cypriniformes; Danionidae. Gene Ontology annotation, molecular function: voltage-gated potassium channel activity. Gene Ontology annotation, biological process: transmembrane transport; potassium ion transmembrane transport; potassium ion transport.